Messenger RNA from Dentiscutata erythropus, 644 nucleotides. The record is from the annotation of a GenBank genome assembly. Lineage: Eukaryota; Fungi; Glomeromycota; Glomeromycetes; Diversisporales; Gigasporaceae.
ACUGUCCUACUUCACAGCAGAAGGGAAAGUGGCAAAAUGAAGGGCCAAAUGUUUUUAAUGAUAUUUAUUUUACUGAGGGUACAGAACAAAAAUGUUUUAUUGAAGAAUUACCAAGAGAUACUCUAGUCGUUGGUACUUAUAAAGCUGAAGAAUGGUCUGACACACAACAGGCGUAUAUUGAAAAUCCAAAUCUUGGUAUUCAAAUUACUGUAGAGGAAUUACCUCAUAUCCAUCGUAUAAUAAAUCAAAAAGGACCGAGUCGUGGUCGGUUUACCUUUACAGCUGCCGAAUCAGGGGAUCAUGCUAUUUGUUUAUCAACCAAUUCAAGUUCUUGGUUUUCAAACAGUCAAACAAAAUUGCAUCUAGAUAUAGUUAUUGGUGAAUCAACAAGUGAGGAAGAAAAUGACAAAGAACAUUUUAGUGACCUCGCUCAAAGAGUUAGCGAAUUGAAUAAUCGUAUUGCAGAUAUUCGUAGAGAACAAAGCUACCAACGCGAACGUGAAGCAGAAUUCCGUGAUCAGUCUGAAAUUACUAAUUCACGGGUAGUAUAUUGGACUAUAGUUCAAUUAGCGGUUCUUGGGGUCACGUGUUUAUGGCAGAUGCGACAUCUAAAAGGAUUUUUUGAAGCUAAAAAACUUGUGUAA